AUGACGCCAGACCCAGACCUAAGGCACGACGCCAGUGCCACACCUACGGGCAAGAUGCCAGACCCACACCUACAGCACGACACCAGUCCGACACCUAUAGCACGACACCAGACGCACACCUACGGCACGACACCAGACCCACACCUACAGCACGACGACAGACCCACACCUACGGCACGACGCCAGUGCCACACCUACGGGCAAGAUGCCAGACCCACACCUACAGCACGACACCAGACCCACACCUACAGCACGACGCCAGACCCACACCUACAGCAUGACACCAGACCCACACCUACGGCACGACACCAGACCCACACCUACAGCACGACGCCAGACCCACACCUACAGCACGACGCCAGACCCACACCUACGGCACGACGCCAGUGCCACACCUACGGGCAAGAUGCCAGACCCACACCUACAGCACGACACCAGUCCGACACCUAUAGCACGACACCAGACCCACACCUACAGCACGACGACAGACCCACACCUACAGCACGACACCAGACCCACACCUACGGCAUGACGCCAGACCCACACCUACGGCAUGACGCCAGACCCACACCUAAAGCACGACACCAGACCCACACCUACAGCACGACACCAGACCCACACCUACGGCACGACACCAGACCCACACCUACAGCACGACGCCAGACCCACACCUACAGCAUGACGCCAGACCCACACCUAAAGCACGACACCAGACCCACACCUACAGCACGACGCCAGACCCACACCUAA
Molecule: messenger RNA, 750 nt
Organism: Petromyzon marinus (sea lamprey)
Lineage: Eukaryota; Metazoa; Chordata; Hyperoartia; Petromyzontiformes; Petromyzontidae
Source: RefSeq, a predicted model, not a curated record